Molecule: messenger RNA, 3069 nt
Organism: Chaetomium strumarium
Lineage: Eukaryota; Fungi; Ascomycota; Sordariomycetes; Sordariales; Chaetomiaceae
Exons: 2
Coding region: 199-2850 (883 amino acids)
Biological process (GO): ribosomal large subunit export from nucleus; protein import into nucleus; mRNA export from nucleus
Cellular component (GO): nuclear pore
Molecular function (GO): protein binding; structural constituent of nuclear pore
Source: RefSeq, a predicted model, not a curated record
CAAGAGAACGCGCGAAGGUAGCAAGUCCUGGCUCUCCGCGACUCGUGAGAGCUUCCCAACCUCGCCCAAAUUUGCACUUGUAUGAACGUCAGCUGCCCAAUUGCCGGUGAAAUCUAUGAGCUGUCUUUGGAUUGACACUCGGUAUAGUUCUACUUAUUGACAUCGGCUACUAGAGUCAACACGUUCUGUCAAGCGCAGAUGCCCAAGAUCAAGAGCUUUGCGCCGAGUUGGCUCAACGAGCCUUCUCCUGGCCACAAGCUGUUUGCGCAAUCAAGCGACGAUGCCAGGUUUUCCACCCCCUUGGCACACGGUAAAAAGGCGAAACCGGGGCCGCGGCGGACGAUAGCGCGACGGGGCACUGAGGUCUUCGUUGCCGCUGGGAAGGAACUACGAUGGGGUGAUCUUGUCUACCUGAAGGAGUCAUGGGAGACAAAGCAAACACGGUCUGGUUCAGCGACCCGGAUUAAGAGAGAGAGUUCUGAAGACUCGCUCGAUCAAGACGAAGAGGGCUUGGCAGACGGAUUCCGGACCAUCAAGACGCCUGUUGCCGAUAACAUCCGCCAGUUGAUCAUGUCCCCGAACCAGGAGCUUCUUGCAGUCCUGACCGGCCAUACUGUCCACAUCUGCAUCCUGCCCGAUUCCUCCCAUCUGUAUGCCAAAGACACCACGCCGUUCAAGCCCAAGUUCUGGACCGUCGGACCUACUACCCACGUCACCUCCCGGUCGGCAGUUGUCUCCGCUUUGUGGCACCCCCUAGGCGUCAAUGGGACAUCUCUGGUCACAAUCACGGAAGACGCCGUGGUGCGCGUUUGGGAACUCUCCACGGCUGACCGCUGGACCUUUGACGCGCCUACGCUUGCAGUGGAUCUGAAGAGGCUGGCAGAUGGCACGUCUCUGGAUCAAGACUUUAGCGUCUCCACGUCGGCCACGAACAAGGGUUUCUCGCCUGAUGCGUUUGAUAUGGAGGUGGCAGCCGCAUGCUUCCCGGCUAGGAGCUCAGGGGGCUGGUCGCCAAUGACACUGUGGGUAGCCAUGACAUGCGGCGACGUCUACGCUCUCUGCCCCCUCCUCCCUCAGCGCUGGGCACCCCCUCCCACACUGAUUCCGGCCUUGUCCGUGUCCAUCGUGGCCAGAGUCGCGGCUACGGAGGAUAACCCGGAAGCCUCACCCGAGGCGCGGCUUCUGGCCCAGCAGCAACUCGACUGGAUGUCCGACUUGGACAGCCAGGAGCCUAAAAUUGUCGAAGGCAGUCUAGGAGAAGACGCGGUGGAGGUCUAUACGCGGCCAACGCGGCCGGGGAUAGUCCCAAAGCUCCAAGGUCCGUUUGAGUUUGACCUGAAUCCAGAAGACGAGCAGGACGACGAGGUGGAGCUCAAGGAUAUCUACGUCAUUGGGGAAAAAGCGAAUGUGGCAGAUCUGAUGAUGGGCGAGGAGGAGGAGCUGGAAAUGGAGGAUGACGACCGGACUGGUUUGUCCCUUACGGUCAUCUGCCUCCUCUCCACCAGCGGGCAGGUCAAGAUCUGCCUGGACGUUGAAGGUGUUGAGGCCCAAUGGCUUCCCCCUCGAUCCAAACAGAGGUCGAGGCUUCUCGGCCCGUCACCCACGAUCCCCUCGCUACUGACCUUCCAGACGUUCGACACACUCAAACCUGUUGAGGUCAUGCCCGAGAGCUGGCCGAUGUUUACCGGUGACGUUACCUCCAGGUAUUCGUUCUACGUCACGCACCCCGCCGGAAUUACUUAUGUUUCUCUGGUGCCAUGGGUCUUCCGGCUCGAGAGCGAACUCGAGGGGGACUCCGAGGCUGGUGCGGAAUUCCGCAUUGACCUUCUCGCCAAGGGUCAGGGAUCAGAGCGGGAGCGCAUCUACACGCAGGCCCGCGGCCAGAGUGACCUUGCCGCAGCCAUAGCGAUCAAAGAUCCGGACCUGGGCUAUUUUGUGCUCUCUGCCACGCGUCGCGACCCCGUUGUCCUUUUUUUCGACACACCAGAGGAAGAUAUCAUGCCCAGAGACUCCCCAGUCAUCAUUCACCAGCAAAUAGAGAAACCACAGCCCCCAGUUGGCUGGGAGCCUCGUCCGUUCUUCCAUCCUUCGGAGGUGCUAGAUCGCAGGAGCGCGAUUCCCGCAUGGAUUGACCACUUGAAGACGGGCAGACGGCGGCCGCUAUUCCAUCAAGAGGUCCGGCUCUCGAUGGCGACACUCGAGGUGUUCACCGAAGGACACAAGGUGAUCUGCAAUGAGGUUACGGAUCUCAACGACGCCGUCGCGCAGCUGUUCAGGAAAUGCGAGGACCUUCAGCUCGAGCUUAGGAAGCAGAUCGAGAAGGCCAGCGAGGUGAAGCAGCGCGUUGAGAAAAUCACUUUGCAGGAUUCGUCAGACGACGAGCCGGUCUCGAAUGACUUGCUCAUUCAGGACCGGCUACGAAGCGCCCGGGAGAAGCAGAAGCAACUGGCAAGCAGGAUGGAGAAGCUGAAGCGGACCUUGGGCAGGGUGGCGAACCGCGAGCUGAGCGACAAGGAAAAGGCAUGGGUAGAGGAAGUGCGGGCGCUUGAGGGCAGCAUCCUAGGACCCGAGGCGGAUCAAACAUCACCGUCGACGCCUAGGACCAAGCAGCCCUGGAAACGAUUCGAAGAGAUCAAGGCGCUUCGGGACACCCUCAUUACUCAAGUGGAGCAGCUGCAGAGAUCGCGGGAAGGCACCGCUGAUGCCUCGCCCACGUCUCCGCUGCCUAGCCUGAAGAUCCCGCCCGAGAUUCGCAAGGCCAAGCUGGCGCAAAUCAUUGGCUUGUUGGAUCGGGAGACGGCACUUGUGGACGGGGUGAAAUCGCGGAUCGAGAGACUAAGCCUUGGAUAGGAGGCCCAAUCGGAAGCCACAAAGGGGAGAAGUGGGAUUUGAGAGGGACAGAGAAAGCCAAGGUGUCCCACAACCUUCGUUGUCUUGACUCAAGGGAAGGAUAACAAGAGAAAUAAUUUGGAGUUGUUGUAUACACAGCGUGGAUUGUGCGUCGAGACCGCUCACUGCAUACCCUAAUAAGUGUUCCUCUUGGUCUCGGUGAUGGGCUCCGGGCCACAC